AUGCCUCAACAGGAGCGUGUCCCAUCCACCUGGGUGGAGAACACGGCUACUUCAGACAAGCUGCUGCAGCUCGACUCUACGGAUUCUCAGCUUCCCUUUCAGUUCACACUUGAUGCUCUUCGCUCUAAUGUGUUCCGGACAACUUUCACGUCUAAAACUCACCCUCUGCCCCCUCAUCCCAGUGUGCCUCCUCUCAAAAAACAGAUAGAGGCUUCAACAGUAAACGUUUCUUCUACCAGCACAACAAAGGAGAUCAAAAUCGGUCCAAUCACAGCAACAAUUGACUGGACUGAGUCAUCACCUCUAGUUUCAAUCUCUCUUGACGGCAGCAAGAAUGGGCCUCUUCACGAAGAUUUGCCAAAUCGCUCAUAUGUUGUUGACGGCGAGGGCAUUGCCCACUACUCGCGCUACAACAGAGAUACCCUGUACGUCGGGCUGGGCGAAAAGGCAGCCCCCAUGAACUUGGCAGGGAGGAAAUUUGAGCUUUCGGCAACAGACAGUUUCGGCUAUGACAUUUACCGCACUGAUCCGCUGUACAAAAACAUUCCGCUUCUCAUCAAUGCGACGCCGAGUGGCUGUCUGGCUCUCUUUUCGACCACUCAUUCGAGGGGCUCGUACUCUAUUGGGGCUGAGAUGGACGGCAUGUGGGGUCGCUACAAAGUUUUGAGACAAGACUAUGGAGGAUUAGAAGAGUACAUCAUUGUUGGAAAAACUCUCAAGGACAUCAUCACAACUUAUGCGGAACUUGCUGGCUAUCCUCUUCUUGUGCCGAGAUGGGCAUUUGGGUACCUCUCCGGCGGUAUGAAGUACUCAAUGCUCGACGACCCUCCGGCCUCUGAGGCGCUGCUUGAUCUUGCGCGCAAGAUGAAGGAGAACGAUAUUCCAUGCUCGGCGUAUCAAAUGUCAUCUGGCUAUACAGUGGCAGAGCAGCCACCGAAAACUCGCAACGUGUUCACCUGGAAUCGCCAUCGGUUUUCGGAUCCAGAGGCCUUUAUCAAGGAGUAUCACAAACUCGGCAUGAGGUUAAUCGCCAACGUGAAGCCCUACGUUAUUGGCACUCAUCCAGAGUACGAAAAGCUCAAAGCUGCAAAUGCUCUAUUCAUCGACCCCCACACGAAAAAGACGGCGGUAACCCGACUAUGGAGCGCCGGCGGAGGUGAAAGCGCUGAGGGCGGACAUAUUGACUUUACCUCCGCUGCUGGGUUCAAAUGGUGGUACGAGGGUGUCAAGAAGCUCAGACAGGAAGGUAUUGACUGUAUUUGGAACGACAACAACGAGUACACAGUCACUGAUGACGGCUGGAUUUGCGCCCUGGACGAGCCUUCUCUCGAGGUGAGAGAUGAUGUCAAAGAUAGGCCACAAAUCGGUCUUUGGGGCCGGAGUCUUCACACAGAACUUCAUGGAAAGGCAUCUCAUGAUGCCCUUGUCGCCGUCGAUCCAGAUGCCCGCCCAUUUGUUCUUACUCGAAGUGCAACUGCCGGUACUAUGAGAUAUGCCUGUAGUUCAUGGAGCGGAGACAACACGACUAGCUGGGCCAGCAUGAAAGGCGCCAACGCUCUUGCGCUUAACGCAGGCAUGUCUUUAAUGCAAUGCUAUGGUCACGAUAUUGGAGGAUUCGAGGGCCCGCAGCCAUCCCCUGAGCUGCUUCUUCGAUGGGUUCAGAUUGGUACAUACUCGCAGCGCUUUGCGAUCAACUGCUUCAAGACGCUCAACGAAAAUAACAUCGGAGACGUUAUUGAGCCAUGGAUGUACCCGGAAAUUACACACUUGGUUCGCAAGGCAAUCAAGAGAAGAUAUGCCAUGAUCCCCUACAUCUACUCCUUGAUGCUGGAGAGUCAUCAAACAGCCCUUCCUCCCCAACGUUGGACCGGCUGGGGAUACGAGCAAGACCCGGAGGUUUGGACGGCACCAAUUACAGAGGGCGAGACGCAAUUUUGGCUCGGAGAUGCCCUACUGGUUGGCGGCGUAUACGAGCCCGGCGCUACCCAAGCACGAGUCUAUCUUCCAAAAGCCUCGGAUGAUGACGAGGGCUACAUCAAUCUCAAAGCUCCCUAUCAGUACCUGGAAGCAGGACAAUGGGCUACGAUUGAUGCGGAGUGGCACGGCGCAGGUAUUGCUGUGCUUGCCAAGGUCGGAACAGCGAUCCCAGUCGGCAGAGAUGUGCAAGUUUUGUCUCCCGGAGAAAAAGAAAAUGUCGCCAAUCUGCCACUGGACGACUAUCGUGCAGUUGAAAUCUUUCCUCCUCGCCAAGGCUCUAGCUCAAAGCGCUAUGAGACGGUGUGGUAUGAAGACGAUGGUGUAUCUGCUGUCGCGAAGAAUAAAAUCUCCAAAUACACUAUUGCAUAUUCGGCUGAGGGAUCUGAAAUCAAGGUCCAAUUCUCCAGAGAUGAGACAUCUGGGUAUGUCGCGCCUUGGAAGACACUGGUUGUUGUGUUGCCUCCUGGAGAUGCGCGAACGGUUCGUUCGGCCGAUGGCGUCCAGGCUCGUGAUUUGGGUACGGACGAUGAGGGAAGGAAAAGAUUUGAACUUUAG
This is a messenger RNA of Trichoderma virens Gv29-8, 2532 nucleotides long. Its product is annotated as glycoside hydrolase family 31 protein. The record is from RefSeq and is a predicted model, not a curated record. Gene Ontology annotation, molecular function: hydrolase activity, hydrolyzing O-glycosyl compounds; carbohydrate binding. The coding region runs from base 1 to 2532 and encodes 843 amino acids. Gene Ontology annotation, biological process: carbohydrate metabolic process. Lineage: Eukaryota; Fungi; Ascomycota; Sordariomycetes; Hypocreales; Hypocreaceae. The transcript has a single exon.